CGCGAGUACAGCUACGAAUGUGCAACAGGAAGCUUAUUCCGAGAAGCAAAUUGACGAACUCGAUUCAGACGGCCUCGUGAGCGACGGCACGGAUGAUAAACAGGAUAGUGGUGAGAAAGGCAAGCUAGCGGUAAACAUAAGUGGUGUAACCAAGCUAUCGGAUGUGUCCAAUAACAUGGGAAUUUCAGCUGCUGGUGCAAUAAGCCCGCUAUUAUAUGAGCAACAAGAUGCAUCGGCCGUUGGGGUUUCCUCAGGUGUCCUUAAGCCAACAAUCGAUCUCCAACCUCAGUUUGCCAACACUCCAUUUUUUUCACCAGACGAUCUGAGUCAUCUACUGGCCAAAUCGGAUGUCGGACAAGCCAUUAUCCAGAACAGCUUGAAAGGACCGUUAUCGAAGGAUAGCAAGAAGGAAUUAGCUGGCAUCAUAGCAAAUCACCAUCUUUCCUGUCACUCUGCUGGGAAUAACGUAGCAUUAUGUCGGCUACCGAAGGCGGUGCUUGAGAACUACGUGAAUUGUGUGAAGCUGCGAUUCCCAGCCGAGAACAAUGAUAUGCUAAUGUACUACAUCCCGGCUACGCCUCCGGAGAGAAAGAAUCCAGGAGGAUCGAUAUAUCAGGCUUAUAAGCGUCUGAAAAGCGUGAAACGUGAUCGAGAGCGACGAGAACUUCAGCAUACGGCAAAACUAGUUGCUAAAGAAAACAACGCUAACCCUCAUGAAGCUGAACAGUCUGAAGCAAACAGGUGGCUUGCUCUCAAUAAUGCCCCUUGGGACACAGUGAUGAAAAUGUGGAAAAUGACAGAAACAUGUCGAUUUGAAGAUACAAAGACGCUGAAACCUGUUGAGAUUAUUGCGAAGUAUCGUCAUUACGCAGCUCCACUUGGAUAUCAAUUGAUUGAUCAAGACUACAAUUCGCUUGGAUUUGUCGAAGGAAUUCAUAAAUGGACAGAACUGGUGAAGAAAUUAAAACCGUACUUUAUUCUCAAAGUACAUGACCAGUUCUCCGCCGCUAUACUUGAAUACAUGAGUCACGAUGGAGCUACUGAAGACACACUUGUAUGUUGUACGCUGAUGCUACUGAACUGCUGUGUGAAACCAUGUAAGAUCAACAAAAAUAUUCGGCCAACGAUUCUCUCUGCUCAAGAAGAUACAUUGUUGUUUGCCGAAAACCUGGAAAGUGGCGUGGACAAUAUCCGUAAACUUCUCGAAACGUAUGCAGCACAAGGAGUUGCUGCUCACCCAAAAAUUUUGGCAAUUGGUUCUAGUUACAGAAAGAUUACUGGAGAGUUCCAUGUGAUAUUUAAUCGUGUUCAGUACAAAGUUGAUUCAGCUGCUCGUGCGGUAGAUAUUGUGAUUAAGAUGUGCAGUGUUAUGAACCAACCAUUUUCUAAGGUUUCAAAACUCGUGUGGUACACUAUUGAGGAAGUCCUGUAUGAUAUUCGUGCACCCGCUCAAUACAAAGAAAUCGAAUCCAUCAAAAAACUUCUGAAAUGAGUAAUUCAGUGAAGUGCUUCUAUGCAGGAUGCCAACAUAUGUUCACACGAGUAAAUGAUUAUAUCACACACCUAAAAUCACAUGACCUAGAAAAGCCACUCCGAUUAGUAUGUACAUUUAUCAAUUGCCUUCAAAAAUUUACAACAAUGUAUAGAUUCAGCCGGCAUCUUAAAACUCAUCUACCAUUAGAGAGAAGUAGUAUGGAAUACGAGAUAAACAACGAAACGACCAAUAUCCAACAUGCAUCACCAAGCAAUUCAGAAGAGCGUUGCACUUAUCCAGUGGAAAAUAAUGCUGUAUCAGUAUACCCAACAAAUCCAGUUCCUGAUAUUCUGAAGGGUAUUGAACAGAGAGCACUCAGCUUCAUACUCAAUUUGCAUAAACGAAGAAACUUCACACGGAAGGACGUUAUAGAAAUACAAGGAGAAAUUAAAACGCUAUACUCAUACCUGGAGCAGCUUAUUCGCUCAUGUGCACCGACAUCUUUAGAUCCGCAGACACAAUAUGUAUUCGACCUACUGUUAAGAAAAAUGUCUACUCUAUUUGACUUUAUCGAUACCGAGCAUAAGCUAUUCAGGUACCUGACCGAUUUAGAUCUUAUGAGAAAGCCUCAGUUAUUUAUGAUACAUAGAGACAAAAUUACCGACGUUCAUGAAUGUAACGAACCCAUUGAAAGCAAACUGUCUUAUCUAGUUUUGAUGGAUAUUGAAUUUCAAAUAAGAAAAUAUCUUGAGAGCGAAAAUGUAUUUGAACAAAUGCAACGAAAUACAGAAAGCCUGAUAGGAAAAUCAAAUCUCUGUCAUUUUGUCAAUGGGUCAACAUAUAGCAGCUUCAAAGCUAAAUAUCCAGAUAAAAUAAUCAUACCAGUGUUUUUAUAUUCAGACGAGUUCGA
Armigeres subalbatus is the source of this 2384-nucleotide messenger RNA. RefSeq lists its product as uncharacterized. The transcript is spliced from 6 exons. Lineage: Eukaryota; Metazoa; Arthropoda; Insecta; Diptera; Culicidae. The coding region runs from base 176 to 1492 and encodes 438 amino acids. The record is from RefSeq and is a predicted model, not a curated record.